Molecule: messenger RNA, 1798 nt
Organism: Lagopus muta (rock ptarmigan)
Lineage: Eukaryota; Metazoa; Chordata; Aves; Galliformes; Phasianidae
Gene: GHDC
Product: GH3 domain containing
Cellular component (GO): cytoplasm
Molecular function (GO): acid-amino acid ligase activity
Source: RefSeq, a predicted model, not a curated record
GGAAGCGGGAGCGCGGCGGGGCGGGUGCGGAGAUGGCGCCGGCCGCGCUCUCGGGGGCGCUGCUGUCCGCGAUCUCCGGGCCGAUGUUGGCCGCGGUCGUCGCGCUGUUGGUGGCCGUGUGCGUGGUGCUGCCCUCCGCCCCGCCGCUGCGGCACCGCCUGCUCCGCGCCGCGCUGCUGCGGGCCUCGGGGUGGCAGCGGCGCCGCCUGGAGCUGCAGAGCACCGACGUGCGGCACGGGCAGGAGCGGCGGCUGCGGCGGCUGCUGCCCCCCGGCGAGGCCCCGGGGUCCGAAGCGUUCCGGGAGCGUCACCCGCCGAGCACGAGUUGCAAUGACGGGGAGCGAGCGGAGCCGCUGCCGCCGCUGAGCCUCUGGGCCGUGCUGCGGAGCUGCUGGAGAGCCGAGCCCGCGCUGCAGGGGGUCCUGCUCUACCUGCACGCCUUGCACCGCACCUUCCCGCAGGCGCUGACGCUCCGCGGCACGGCCCUGCUGGGCUGGGCGCCCACCGCUCCCCGCACCCCGGGCUUCUGCCCGCUGCCCACGCUGUACUGCACGCCCCCCGAGGCUGCCGCCCUGCCCCUGCGCUCCGCAGCCCUGCGGGUGCAGCUGCUCUUCGCCCUGCAGACGCGUGCGCUGCGCGUGCUGGAGGCCCGGCUGCCCAACGAGCUGCACGACGUGCUGGCGGCACUGCGGGACGGCUGGGCAGAGCUGGCCCACGACCUGGCGCUGGGCACGCUGAGCCCCCAGCCGGGGCUGCCCGAGGAGGUGCGGGGUCGGCUGCAGGCGCUGCUGGUCCCCGAUGGCACGCGGGCAGCAGAGCUGCGGGCUGAGUGUGAGAGGGGCUUCGAGGGCAUCGUGCGGCGCCUGUGGCCGCAGCUGCAGGUGGUGGUGGUGGGGACGGUGCGCGGCGGGGAGCGGCUGUACUACGAUGCUCUGAGCCGGGCAGCCUGCGAGGGGCUGCCCCUGUACUGCCCCUGGUACCGGGUGGCAGGAGCUCUGCUCGGUGUCAACCUGUGGCCAAAAGAGCCCACGCCUCGCUUUGUGCUGUGCCCAGAGUGGGCAUUUUGUGAGUUCCUGCCCUGCCCAGCCGAGGAGGAGGAGAAGCAGCACACGGUGCUGCUGGGCGAGCUUUGGGAGGGACGCGAGUACACACUGAUCCUCACCGCCCGGCCCAGGGAGUACAGGUGCCGUGCCGGAGAGGUGCUGCAGGUGGCCGGUUUUCAUAAGCAGUGCCCUGUGGUGGAGCCCGUGCGCAGGGAGAGCCAAGCGCUGAGUGUGCGUGGCGAGAGCAUCCCUGAGGAGCAGUUCUGCCGCAGCCUGUGCCGUGCCGUGGGCAUGUGGCCGGGUGCCCGCCUCAUGGACUACAUCUGCGUGGAGAGCACCUUGCUGGGUGCCUUCUCAGGGGCCAGUGCCCCCCAUUACGAGGUGUUCGUGGAGCUGCGGGGCCUGCGGGACCUGUCGGAGGGGCAACGCCACAAGCUGGACCACUGCCUGCAGGAGGAUUUCCCCAUCUACAAAUCGUUCCGCUUCAAGGGCAGCAUCGGGCCCCUGCGCCUGCACCUGGUUGGGGCCGGGGCCUUCGCGCGGCUGCGGGAGGCCAUGGGCCGCCCCGUCCCCAUGCCGCGGGUGCUGCGGGAGGAGCGGCUGCUGGCCGUCAUCCAGGGCACUGUUAUCUCCUAAGGGCAGCGCUGGGAUCGCUUGGUGUCACCCACCGGGCACCGAGUGGGACUGGGGUGAGGGCACCCGAUGGAGCCGGCAGAGCGUGACCGUGGCUCUUCUCAGGGCUCGCUUUGGGCACA